GGCAUCGAAGAUACAAACUAAACCCUAACAGCCGUCAUGGUGAUGUGCAAGUGUGGUAGAGCAGCAUUGAUGAAGACAUCGAAGACCUCCAAAAACCCUGAACGGAGAUUUUAUACAUGCCCACAAAUGAGAUCAAAAUGUAAGUUCUUUGUGUGGAUUGAUCCUCCUGUGAACUCUCCUCCAUCCCCAGAGUUAGGGUUUCAUAAAGCCCCAAAUCACAGUUCGAGCAUUGAAGUCAGAUUUGAAGAAUUGAAGCAUGAAAUUAGAAGAAAGGAUGCUGCAUUAGUGAUGAGUUGGUGUAUACUUGUUGGCCUUUUAGUGUUAAUCCUUGUAGUUGUUUUGAUCAGUCUUCUUUUGAAGCCUUCAUAAUGUUAAUCCAGUAAU
Messenger RNA from Helianthus annuus (common sunflower), 384 nucleotides. RefSeq lists its product as uncharacterized. The record is from RefSeq and is a predicted model, not a curated record. Gene Ontology annotation, molecular function: zinc ion binding. The coding region runs from base 37 to 369 and encodes 110 amino acids. The transcript has 2 exons. NCBI's taxonomy places the organism in Eukaryota, Viridiplantae, Streptophyta, Magnoliopsida, Asterales, Asteraceae.